This is a messenger RNA of Ahaetulla prasina, 5001 nucleotides long. RefSeq lists its product as uncharacterized. The record is from RefSeq and is a predicted model, not a curated record. Bases 341 to 1630 code for a protein of 429 amino acids. The transcript has 11 exons. Lineage: Eukaryota; Metazoa; Chordata; Lepidosauria; Squamata; Colubridae.
GCCGCCCCUUUUCCGGCAUAAGAAGCCUCCAGCCUCCAGCCGCCACUGCUGGCUCAAUUCUGGCUGGCAAAGAGGCAGCAGCUGCAUGCUUCUUGUGCCCAAAACUACCGAAAACUACAGGCCUGUCACUGGCUGUUCUUCACCCCAUUGACUGCUGGUGCAUGUGUACGACCGCACCACAUUGCCAGACUCGGCCAGGGGAACGGCCUGCUGCACCAGAGGGGCAGUGUUGCAGCAGAGUUGCUUGAAAGGCAGCCGGACUGCAGUGUCCCUUUAAGAUGCAGACGUCUUAACCUGUCCAAAGGUGAACAGCGUUGAAGAGCAAAAGUCAAGGGUCAGGAUGUUUCAAGUAGCUCGGAACAUCCUGGUGACCGGUACUAACCGGGGAAUUGGAUUUGGACUGGUGAAAGAGCUGGUGAAAUUGAACCCUUCUCCGGGCCAUAUUUUUGCAACAUGUAGGAACCCUGCUGGACCUGAAUCAAAGGCUUUGCAGAAUUUUGCUACUCAGCAUGACAACACUUACGUGGUUCAAUUAGAUACGACAGACCUUUCCAGUAUCCGGCGGGCUGUGUCAGAAGUGGAAUCCCAUCUGAAAGGACAAGGGCUCAAUCUGCUAAUCAACAAUGCUGCCAGAAAUUCCCAGGCCCUUUUCCUGGAAAACGUCGAUCAGGAAGAUAUGCUAUCGUCAUACAAGACCAAUGCAGUGGGGCCCCUCCUAGUUGUCAAAGAAUUCCUGCCUCUCCUGAAGAAGGCUGCCAAGGAGACCACAAAACAAAACAUGGGAGGCAGCAAGGCAGUUGUCAUCAACAUAUCUUCUGUGAUUAGCUCCAUUGGGCAGGGUUUUAAAACCGUAAUAGUACCAGUUCCUCCAAUGUACCAAUAUCGUGUCAGCAAGACAGCGCUGAACAUGGUCAAUGCCUGCCUUGCAGAGGAACUAAAAAAAGAUGGGAUUGCAUGUGUCCUGCUCCAUCCUGGAUGGGUGAAAACUGACAUGGGAUCAGAACAGACCUUGAAUGAGCUCGCUAGCAAGUAUUCCAACAUUCACAUCAUCCAGCUGGAGGUGGAGGAUCAGUCCAGUGUGAAGGCAGCUGCUUCGGUGGUUGAGUCUCUUCUACAUGGUAAAGGCUUAAACCUCCUGAUCAAUAAUGCCGGUGUGAACUCCUACGCCACUCUGGAAACAGUGGAGCAGCAAGAGAUGCUGUCUGCUUUCAACACCAAUGUGGUGGGGCCCAUCCUUGUGGUUAAGGAAUUUCUGCCUCUGCUGAAGAAAGCAGCCCGAGCGGCAACCAUGAAGGAGAUGAGUUGCCAGAGGGCAGCCAUCAUCAAUAUAACUUCCAAGUUGGCCUCCAUUGAACGGGGUUUUGAAGUCAUGAAAGGACCGAUGUACCCUUAUCGUGCAAGCAAGGCUGCUUUGAACAUGGUGACGGUCUGUUUCGCUUUGGAACUAAAAGAGGAAGGGAUCUUGUGUACUGUAAUCCAUCCCGGCUGGGUGAAAACAGACAUGGGAACGGAGCAGGCUCCUGUGACUGUGCAGAACAGUGUGCGAGGCAUCCUCAAUGUGCUUGCUAAUUUAUCAUCAGCCUCCAAUGGGGCCUUUCUAGACUGGGAAGGCAACGCACUCCCUUGGUGAGAUGUGCUUGUCCUUUCCACCAAGAAAAAAAAAAAGGUGUUGGGUAUAUUUAUCUUUUUUUUAAUUGUAUUUUUGUAUCACUGUUGUGUUUUUAGUGUUUGUAUGGUUUAUAUUUCAUUUGCUGUAAGUAAGUUCUGAUUUUGAUGGUAUAGAAAUAUAUUUAAUCAACCAUCCAUCCAUCCAAUCAUCCAACCAACUAACUACCAACCAUCCAUCCAACCAUCCAAACAAACAAACAGCUAAACAACUACCAAGCAUCCAAUCAACCAACCAACCAACCACUCAUCCAACCAACAAACUACCAACCAUCCAACCAUCCAACCAUCCAACCAUCCAACCAACCACUCAUCCAACCAACCAACCAACCAACCAACCAACUACAAACCAUCCAAUCAUCCAAACAACCAACCAAUUACCAACCAUCCAACCAUCCAACCAUCCAACCAACCACCAACCAUCCAACCAUUCAACCAAUCAUCUAACCAUCCAUCCAACCAACCAACCAACCAUCCAACCAACCAACUACCAACCAUCUAACAAUCCAAACAAACAAUUACCAACCAUCCAUCCAUCCAUCCAACCAACCACUCAUCCAACCAACCAACUACCAACCAUCCAUCCAUCCAACCAACCAACCACUCAUCCAACCAACAAACUACCAACCAUCCAUCCAUCCAACCAACCACUCAUCCAACCAACCAACCAACCAACUACAAACCAUCCAACCAUCCAAACAACCAACAAUCAACCAAUCAAGAUGGAAACUUCCACUAGGGUGUGACCUCCAACUUUUAAUUUGUUUGUAUUGUAGAUAAAGUCCUUAGCUGGAAUCAACUUCAAGUCUAAAUUAGUUGUGGGUUUGUCAUCCACAAAUAUGACUUACCUCUGCUGGAAAUCAUGCAACUUAAAGUAUUCUCUAGUUGACAGAUGAUUUUGUCAAUGCUGAUGGUACUCAAGUGCUAUCCAAUGUUUUGGAACUGAACCCAAUGCACUUACUAUUGUUACUAUUAUUAUAAUCAUGGAUGUUUAGAGUGGAUUUGGCAAUUUUAUCUACUGAUUGGGUUCUAAGAACCUGGGUUAGGCAGAUGAUGUUAUUUGAUGGUGUUAAAAGUAUUGUUGCAGGGUGUAAGCUGUUAUUAUCAUUGAGGCUGGUUCUACAGUCAGCCAGAUGUUUAGAUUGGAUUUGGUAUUUUAUUGCAUAUCAAGUUAUUAUUAUUUUUAUUAGACUUAUCUUCAUUUUCUUUUGUGAAGCACCAAUCUAAAGAAUAAGUCAUUCUUUCACUUUCCAUACAUGACUCCUGCUGUUCAAACUACUUGCUGUUCAACAAUUAGCUUAGAUAAUCACAUUUUAAGACCUUAAACAUUAAAACAUGGAUGUGUGACCAAAUAUUUAUUGUCUAUAGAUGUAUGGCAGUGAGGGUAUAGAUUCAAUUUUUUUCCAGAAAAUAUGAUAAAUAAUUUCAAUUUUCAAAGACUGCAAUAAAAACAGUAGAAAUGCCUUAAUCUUUUUUUUUCAGAUCUCUUCCACAGGACCACGCAUCUAACAUGACAUGUUUGAUGAUAUAGUUCAAUAUAUCACCUGUUUCUUCCAUUCAUAGAUAGAUAGAAAUGAAAAAACAAACAAACACCAAAUCGCUACAAUCUAUGGUUAAAAUUCAAAAUUCAAGCUCUGCCCAUUGCAGUGCCAGGUUCUGAAGACUUCCGUAGAUUAGGAGUCCCCAACCUUGACAACUUUAAGCCUGGAGGACUUCAACUCACAGAAUACCCCAGCCAGCAAAGCUGGCUGGGGAAUUCUGGGUGUUGAAAUCCACCAGGCUUAAAGUUGCCAAUGUUGGGGACCCCUGCUGUAGAUCAUGGUCCAUGGAACGCUCACCAGGAGAUCAUGUUCCCUUCCCAGUCCAGAAAGGUUCCCGCAGAUCAGAGGUGGUAUUCAGCUGGUUUGCAUCGGUUUCGGUGAACCGAUAGCAGCAAUUUGGCCUGGGUCACCAAACCGGUAGCGACUUCUGGUAGUGACUUCUGGCCCUCUUUGAGAGCCACUUUGCGGCUGCGGUGGCAGCUGGAAUUAUUUUUUUCAUACGGGGUUCUGUGAGCGUGGCUUGGUGGGGGGGUGUCAUGUGACUGAGUGGGCAUGGGCGUGAGUGAUAUCAAGUUGGCCAUGCCCACUCAGUCACAUGACCCACCACCAUCAGGCCACGCCCACAGAACCGGUAGUGGAAAAAUUUGAAUCCCACCACUGCUGCAGAUGAUGAUGAUAAACCAGCCAACAUUUUAAGAAUACACUCUUCUGAACGGUCAAGGGUGCCUUUGAGAAGAAAAGAGAAAGGAAGGGACAGCAUUUUAAGGAGUGCCUGAUACAUGUCUUUGGGAGGUGGGAGAGGAAGAAAGAGAGGGAGCUGGCUUUAAUUCAGUGGUGAAAUCCAAAUAUUUUUGCUACCAGUUCUGUGGGCGUGGCUUGGUGGGUGUGGUGUGGCUUGGUGGGCAUGGCAGGGAAAGGAUACUGCAAAAUCCCCAUUCCCACCCCACCCUGGGGCCAGCCAGAAUUGAUAUUUGCUGGUUCUCCGAACUACUCAAAAUUUCCGCUACCGGUUCUCCAAAACCUGUCAGAACCUGCCGGAUUUCAGCGCUGCUUUAAUUGGUUUUUUAAAAAUACAGUUCAUACCUUCAUUACAGCUAAGUAUAAACCUCAAAGGACUAGGACAACAAAGGACAACAAAGAAUGUUCUUUCUGCGCCAACUCAGUAAGCUCAAACUGCCCAAGGAGCUGCUGAUUCAGUUCUAUAGAGGAAUUAUUGAGUCUGUCAUUUGCACCUCUAUAACUGUCUGGUUCGGUUCUGCAACCCAACAAGAAAAACACAGACUUCAGAGGAUAAUUAGAACUGCAGAAAAAAUAAUUGCUACCAACCUGCCUUCCAUUGAGGACCUGUAUACUGCACGAAUCAAGAAGAGGGCCGUGAAAAUAUUUACAGACCCCUCGCAUCCUGGACAUAAACUGUUUCAACUCCUACCCUCAAAACGACACUAUAGAGCACUGCACACCAGAACAACUAGACACAAGAACAGUUUUUUCCCGAAGGCCAUCACUCUGCUAAACAAAUAAUUCCAUCAACACUGUCAAACUAUUUACUGAAUCUGCACUACUAUUAAUCUUCUCAUAGUUCCCAUCACCAAUCUCUUUCCAUUUAUGACUGUAUGACUAUAACUUGUUGCUGGCAAUCCUUAUGAUUUAUAUUGAUAUAUUGACCAUCAAUUGUGUUGUAAAUGUUGUACCUUGAUGAACGUAUCUUUUCUUUUAUGUACACUGAGAGCAUCUGCACCAAGAUUCCUUGUGUGUCCAAUCACACUUGGCCAAUAAAAAAUUCUAUUCUAUUCUA